CCAUGUUCACGGUCCUUAAAUGGAAUGUGGAUCCAAGGAGGUGACACACGUGGUUUUGAUGCCAUCUCAAGCCAUGGGCUUUUGGGGAAUACUUCUGGGUUUGGUCUUCCUGCAGGAAAGUUGGGGACAAGAACAAAACAGAUUCAUCAUUUCAGCACCAGUGGUCUUCCACGUUGGAGUGUCGGAAAACAUCACAGUCCGAGCCCCCGGCCACACUGAUGCCUUUGACGCAACCAUCUCUGUAAAAAGCUAUCCUGAUGAAAACGUCUGUUACUCUUCAGGCUCUGUUAAUUUAUCACCAGAAAAUAAAUUCCAAAACUCUACAAUCUUGACAAUUCAGGCCCAACAGUUGUCUGAAGGACAAAGCUCGUUUUCAUUUGUGUAUUUGGAAGUUGUGUCAAAGCAUUUUUCAAAAUCAGAAAAAAAGCCGAUCAUCUAUGACAAUGGCUCUCUCUUCAUUCACACUGACAAGCCUGUGUACACUCCACAGCAGCCCGUAAAGGUUGGUGUCUAUUUGCUGGAUGAAGAGUUAGAGCCUGUCACAAAGGAAACUGUCUUAACUCUCAUAGACCCUGAAGGAUCAGAAGUUGACACAGUACAAGGAAGCAACCGUACUGGAAUCGUCUCUUUUCCUGACUUCAAGAUUCCUUCUAAUCCUAAAUAUGGCAGAUGGAUGAUUAAGGCUAAAUAUAGAGAAGAUGCUUCAACAAAUGGAACUACAUACAUUGACAUUAAAGAACAUGAUAAAGUUUACAAAAUAACUCUCAUGCCAAAAAGUGAUCUGCAACCCGAAGUAGAAAAUCAAGAUGAAGCACUAGGUGUGAUUCUCCAGCCAGAAAAAUACCUGGAACAAAAAAUAAAUGAACAAGCUUCUACAUACAAACACCCAGUGCUAAAGAAGUGUUGCUAUGACGGAGCCAUGUAUAAUUUUCAUGAAACCUGUGAGCAACGAGCUGCCCGUGUGAAAAUCGGCCCACGCUGCCUCAGUGCCUUCACCCACUGCUGCACCAUGGCAGACCAGAUCAGAAGGGACGACUCCUUUAAACGCAUCGCCUUGGCGAUCCCCCAAGAUAACUAUAGAGUCUUGACAAAUCUGGAUUUUCAAGCUUAAUCUGUCUCCAUACUGGAAUAUGCUCAACACUACUUCCUGCAAGAUAAAGUAGUUGAAGAUUACACAUAGUUUUUGCUGGAAACUAAUGGACAAAACCAAACUUCAUUCAUACAGCAUUGAAAUCCUUCCAUCGUAACUUUACAGUGAGGAACCUUGGCAGCAUGGAAGCCUUUUCCAAAACUAUAAUUUACCAGUCUGUCUCACAAGUGAGACCAAGUCAAUAAAACAUAUCACCAGAACAGCUUAGUAAUCCUCCCCUCCUUACUAUCAGGUGUUGAGGUGUGUUGACCCAAAAGAGGGUGCUCACAGCACUGUCCUGCCACAAAAAAUGCCGACAUGCUGCCCAGGGAGAGCUGAAGACUCAACAGCACAUGCUGCUGUGUGCCACCAAGCUGCCCAGAUGCCCACAUGUCCAUAACUCUACAUUAAAUCAUCAUGAGUGAUCAGUUAUGCCAGAAGAACAUGGGAGCCUCUAAAAUGAUACUGUGCUUAUAAAUAUGUAUCAUAAUCAGAAUAUUUAAUUCAAUAAAAUACUAUUACCCAUGUUGA
Peromyscus maniculatus bairdii (prairie deer mouse) is the source of this 1660-nucleotide messenger RNA. Its product is annotated as complement C5-like. Gene Ontology annotation, biological process: complement activation; inflammatory response. The record is from RefSeq and is a predicted model, not a curated record. Gene Ontology annotation, cellular component: extracellular region. Gene Ontology annotation, molecular function: endopeptidase inhibitor activity. Lineage: Eukaryota; Metazoa; Chordata; Mammalia; Rodentia; Cricetidae.